UGGUGGGCGUUCUGGCGCACUAUGGCUGCAGUCACAUCAUCCAGGUGGAUGCUGCACAUUGGUGGUGGACGAGGAGAUCCUCCCCUCACAAUAUAAAGCGCUUUGAGUGCGUAGAAAAGCAGAAAAGCGCUAUAUAAAUGUAAUGAAUUAUUAUUAUUAUUAUUAAAUAUAGUUUACGUUGAAAUUCAUUUUAAAUCACAUUUUCGAAGAUGUGCUUAUGGGUUCCUUCUAUAUUCAGACAUGCAACGCAUAUGAGAUUGUGUCUGUAAAACAAGGGUGUAAAAAACCCUGACAGCUUAAUGUAUUUGCCCAAAAAAAAGCUGUUCACAUUUAUAACAAUGUUCUAAAAACAAAAAAGUUUUUAUUUUUUUCUACUCUUAAUAGCAUUUUGUUGAGAAUAGUUUAAGUUAGAGAUCUUUCUAAUGCUGAAACCCUGGAUUUGUUUGAAUUUUGUCAGAUAUGUGGCCAUUUGUUUGUGCUUAGAAUAAAGCAAACAUUACACAAGAAGUUUGGAGAUGACUGUGUUGUGGAUAGUGGGAGGGAUAUUAGGGGUAUUUCAGUUCUCCUGCUGUUGUCUCUGACAUAUUGUGAGAGUUCAGUUCAGCAGGACGAUGCUCCUUCCACUGCUGUUAUGGAUGGCAUUGCUCUGUCACGUCUCUGAUGGCCGGACUUCCUCUCAAAGACAUGAUCCGGUCAUAGACCAAUCUCCAACGUUUUAUGUUUUAGCUCCAGCAAAGAUAAGACCUGGAACAAAACAGAACAUCCUGCUGGAGGGUCACAAACUCUCCCAGGCAUUAGAAGUCUCCAUCGCGGUCUAUGAUUACCCAGUCUCCCAAACUGCCUUAAUGACGGGCUCUGUUAUCCUCAAUUCAGAAAACAACUACAGCGCCCUCAAAACCAUUGAGAUUGAUCCAAAUGUGCUACAACCAGAUGGAAAGAAGAAAUAUGUGAAGAUUGUUGCUCAGUUUAGAGCAUUCCAUCGUGCAGAAAGAGUAUUACCGGUGUCGUUCCGCUCUGGAUACAUCUUCAUUCAGACUGAUAAACCGGUUUACAACCCUGGAGACAAUGUGCGUUGCAGGGCUUUUGUGUCUGACACUGAAUUCCGUGCUGCUGAGAGGACCAUUUCUCUGGAGAUUCAGAAUCCAGACGGUAUUGCAGUACAUGGUAUUUCUAGAGCCAAAUCAAUCGAUGGGAUACUCUCUAACACCUACCCCCUCUCAUCUGUGGUCAAAGAGGGCAAGUGGAAAGUUGUUGCAAAGUUUGAUCAGGGAAAAGAGAACAUUUUCAGCCGAGAGUUUGAAGUCAAGAAAUAUGUCCUCCCAGCGUUCAACGUCACUUUGACUCCAAAGACAUCCCACCUCAGACUAGACGCAGAAAAGUUGGAGGUAGAAAUAACAGCCAGGUAUCUUUAUGGUGAACCAGUGAAAGGUGUUGCAUAUGUGCUGUUUGGUAUUGAAAUUGAUGGUGAAAAGAAGAGACUCACAUCUAUGAAGCAACUAAAUGAUCUGAAUGGAGGAAAAGUUAGUUUGACUAUGGAAGAAAUAAAGAAGGCCUAUCUUGACACAAACAGCUUACUGGGGUCUUCUGUGUACGUCAAAGCAUCAGUAAUGACCAUCUCAGGUAGCGACCUUGUGGAAGCAGAGAAAUCUGGUAUUAAAAUUGUAAUGUCACCAUACAUGCUCUCCAUCAGAGACACACCAAAGUAUUUCAAACCUGGCCUGCCAUUAGCCAUGACGGUUACCGUGAGUGACCACAAUGGAUCUCCAGUCCAUAAUAUUCCUGUUAAAAUCAGCUUUCUUGAAAGCCCAAUCACUGUACACAGUGGCACCAUCAAAGUCUCCAUCAACAUGCCUGAGAAGUACAGCUCAUAUGGUGAUUCACAGAUACUGAAGGUGGAGACAGCAGAUCCUUCACUGAAACCAGAACAGCAGGCUGUUCAAGAGAUGCGUGUGGAGUCAUAUGUCUCUUUUAUCAGCUACAGGAGGAACUACCUGCACAUCUCAGUGGGCAACAGUCCAGUGGUGGUGGGCAGCACACUCAACAUCCAAGCUCACAUCAAAUCUAGCCCACCAGAACGAAGAAAACUUGUGGAGCAGCUGACGUAUGCUGUGUUAAGUAAAGGAAACAUAAUCCACGCUGCUAGGAUGAAUGUCAAAGACCUGGUCGUCAUAAACAUUCCUCUGCUGAUUACCUCAGAAAUGCUACCUGCGUUUCGCUUUGUGGCCUACUACAUUUUGCCAUGGCAGCAUAGUCCAGACGUGGUGGCAGACUCUGUGUUUGUGGAUGUUGAGGACCGGUGUGUUGGUUCGCUCAGUGUAGGUCCAGUGGAAGGAGAAAAAGCCAAUUCGUACUCACCAGGCAGCAGCAUUACAUUUGAAGUGAAAGGAGACCCAGGGGCAAAGGUCAGCCUGGUUGCUGUGGAUAAUGCCAUCUUCCUGUUGAGUAAAAACCGUCUGACGCAGAAGAAGGUGUGGGAGGUGGUGGGUCAGGGUGAUAUGGGCUGCACCGCAGGAGGAGGCAGGAAUAAUAUGGGUGUUUUCAGUGACGCAGGACUGAUGUUUCAUUCCAGCACAGGAGCAUACACGGACUACAAAAAAGAUUGUUCCAGUAGAUCUAGAAGAAGACGUUCUGCUGCCAAACUGCAGCUUAGAGAGCAACUGGAGAAGGCAUAUUCUGACGAGUUCCUGCAGAGAUGUUGUGUGGACGGCAUGAGGGAGAUUCCCAUGCCGUAUUCCUGCUACCGUCGCUCCCUCUACAUCACCGAGGACUGGAGCUGUGUGUUGGCUUUCCUUCGCUGUUGUGCGGAGUACAGAGGGGAGGAGCUCUGUGUCGUUACCAGACCCCCGACAACCACCUCUCCACCAACCACCACCCCUGUACACACCACCAGAGCCCACAAGAUUCUCAUGGAUUUCGUUAGGGAACGUGAUGUUUAUCUUGCUCAAGCCAGGCCAGUGCUUAUUGGUCUUGCUGGGCGUAUGGGAUCUAACGUCGUUGCAGCGCGUGAGGACAGUUAUGAUGAAAACAUCGGAGAAGAAGAAGAGGAAGGGGAGGUGGAAGAGUUCGAUGAAGAUGAUUUAGCUGACUUAGAGGACAUUUAUGUGCGCAGCAAGUUCUUCGAGUCGUGGCUGUGGACCGACAUCAGGCUACCCAGUGUCACCAAGUCUGAUGGGUUGGCUGUAUUUCCAGUAAACACUGUUCUUCCUGACAGCAUCACUCAGUGGGGGUUUCUAGCCGUCAGUGCUUCACCUCGGACAGGUUUCUGUGUAGCUGAACCGUAUAAUGUCCGGGCGUCAAAGUCGUUCUUCAUAGAUCUGCGGCUGCCUCACUCAGUGUCCAGAAAUGAACAUGUGGAAAUCAAAGCUGUGGUGCACAACUACAGGAACUCAACACUAGAGGUCUUGGUAAUUCUGGAGAAGACAGAGGACAUGUGCAGCGUGGCAUUUAGUGGACAGCACAGACAGCAGGUUUCGGUACCGGCCGGCUCCUCCAAGCUGAUUUCAUACACCAUCAUCCCUCUUAAAACAGGAGAGCUCCCUCUACAGGUCACAGCCGUCGCAGCCUCCUUCAUGGGGCAGGAUGCAGUGAGGAAGAAUCUGCGUGUGGUAGUCGAAGGCAUCCAGACAAUUAAAGUGAGGAGCUUUGUGCUGAACCCCUCUGAGAAAGGAGGCAGCGCUGGUAGACAGCAGAUAGAAGUGGAGAAGAUGCAGUUGGACGCCGUUGUGCCAAAAUCUCUGCCGGAGACAUUUGUCAAUGUCAGAGGUGAUUUGCUGGCAGACAGCAUUGAUAAUUCUAUUAAGGAGGACUCUCUGGCAGCGUUGAUCCGGAUGCCCGGCGGGUGUGUGGAGCAGAACCUGGCCAGAAUCACGCUGCCCCUCAUUGCCACCCAUUACCUGGACCGCAGUGGAAACUGGGACGCUGUGGGAAUAGAUCGCAGACAAGAGGCCAUCAAAUACACUCAGACAGGGUAUGAAAAUCAGCUUAAUUACCGGAAAAAGGAUGACUCGUAUCCUCCCUACGCCAAAGAAGGCACCAGCACAUGGAUCACUGCAUACGUGGUGAAGGUUUUCUCCAUGGCAAAAUCAUUUAUUAGCGUCAAUGAGAAGCAUCUGUGUGGCCCUCUGGUGUACCUGCUCAAGAAUAAACAGCGUCCUGAUGGAUCCUUUCAGGAGGACAAUCCUGUCUACGACACCAGUAUGACGGGAGGCCUGCAAGGCUCUGAAUCCAGAAUGUCUCUGACCGCAUUCGUGCUCAUUGCUUUGGCAGAGGCACAAAAUGCUGUUAUUUGCCAAGAGCCAGAUCUUGACAUACAGGACAAGUCCAGAAAAUCAGCGUUGUAUCUAAGGGAGCAUUUUGCCCGGGUGAAGAGGCCGUACACAGCGGCUAUAGCAUGCUACGCUUUAGCAGUAUCCAACCACGGCUGCAUGAAGAGCAUGUUACUAAAUUUAGCCUCGCCUGAUCGUACCCACUGGCCUGACUCUAGUAAUUAUUUCUUCAUGCUGGAAGCUACUGGCUAUGCAUUGUUAGCGCUGAUCAAAGGUGGCCACAUGGAAGAGGCAGCCGCCCCCUUUCGAUGGCUGAACGAGAAGCGUGGCAUUGGAGGAGGAUACGGCUCUACACAGUCCACUAUGGUGGUGCUACAGGCCCUGUCUGAGUACCUGGUGAAGAGGCCUCCUUCUGACGACCUCAAUAUGUUGGUGCAGCUCAGUGUUCCUGGUCGCAGUGACGUACGCUGGACCUUCAAUCAAAAAGUGGCAUAUGUGGCCCGAUCUUCACGGGUGCCUCUUGACCAGAAAUUCACAGUGGAGGCUUCUGGGAAGGGCAAGGGAGUUUUGGAGGUAGUGACGGUGUACCACCAGCUUCCUGAUGUGUAUGAGAACAGCACAUGUAACGGCUUUCAGCUGGACGUCUCCAUCGCUGAGACUAAUGAAAAAACUCCACCGGAUGUAGAAAAGUCAUAUAGACUCAAUAUCAACGUGAGGGCUCUGGAGGGACGCCAAGUGAGGAUGGUGAUUCUGGACAUCAGCCUGCCCACUGGCUUUGAGCCUGAAAACUCAGAUUUAGAGUUGCUCACAAAUUCAGUGGAUCGCUACAUCAACAACUUCCAAGUGGUGGACAACCUGAGCGACAGAGGAUCCCUCAUAAUUCACCUGUUUAGGGUGUCCAGUACUCAGACAGACGUGAUCUCAUUCAGACUGCAUCAGAAAUUUAAAGUGGGACUCCUUCAGCCCUCCACUGUCACAGUGUACCAGUACUACAACAAAGAUAAACGUUGUAGCAGGUUCUACUCUCCUCCAGAAGACAAAGAGCAGCUUGAUCAGAUCUGCAAAGACAAUGUGUGUCGCUGCUCACAGGGUGACUGUUGUGUGAUGAAAGAAGACUCCUCGUCUUACAGUGAGGAACAGAGGAAGGCUGCAGUGUGCAAUGGAUUACACCAUGCCUACAGGGUCAAACUGAUCAGCGUCAGCCAGAGUAACUACGACCAGUAUGAGAUGGAGAUUGCGCAGGUUAUCAAAGAGGGGACAGAGGAAGGCCUGAACGAGAAUGAAAAGAGGAUGUUCCUCUCUCAUGCAAGCUGUAGGACAGGACUUGGUUUGAGAGAGGGUCAGGACUAUCUGAUCAUUGGGCCCAUCACUGAUGUUUGGCAUGGAGGGAGCACGUCCAACAAGUAUGUGUAUAUGUUGGGUAAGGACACAUGGGUCGAGCGCUGGCCAUCCGAGUCUGAAUGUGGGGCUGGAUCCACACUGGAGGUGAAAUGUGGCGAGCUGAAGAGCUUCGCACAGGCACUGACCAAAAGUGGCUGUCAGACUUGAGAGAUGCCACACAAAUUUCAUUGCCACCAGUUUAAAUUGUGUUUUUGGUUUCAUACACCUUUUCCAAGACACCUUUUCUGUGUAUCUUUCUGUGUAUCCUAAAAAAAAAAGAAUAAUAAAAUGUCUCACUUUUUCCAAA
Messenger RNA from Sinocyclocheilus rhinocerous, 5952 nucleotides. RefSeq names its product complement C3-like. The coding region runs from base 612 to 5813 and encodes 1733 amino acids. The transcript has 41 exons. Gene Ontology annotation, molecular function: endopeptidase inhibitor activity; protein binding. The record is from RefSeq and is a predicted model, not a curated record. NCBI's taxonomy places the organism in Eukaryota, Metazoa, Chordata, Actinopteri, Cypriniformes, Cyprinidae. Gene Ontology annotation, cellular component: extracellular region.